This is a messenger RNA of Caenorhabditis auriculariae, 1166 nucleotides long. Lineage: Eukaryota; Metazoa; Nematoda; Chromadorea; Rhabditida; Rhabditidae. The record is from the annotation of a GenBank genome assembly.
AUGCUGAGGUAUUUUCAGGUGCAGAAGCAACUUUUUGUGAAAAGCAGCGAAGUUUGUCCAUUUUAAAAGAAAACCGAAGGCCGUAGAGAGGAGCCACGUCGAAAGGUUGAAGGUUGAACGGUACAAGUGCUAUAACUUGAAGAUUUUCAGCGCAGAAUUCGCUGUUUGAAGAGAUUAGGAGGGGCGAAGUUGCCAAAACGAAGUUUGCUCCGCCGAAGAGACGGUAAGAACCGCAGAGGGCGGGUCCGUCUGUCGCUGCUAUUUAACUCGAGGCUCUCUCCGUUCCAACAGCUCAUUUCUUUCUCUUUUUUUAGUCUAUGCAGUUUUUAUUCUUCAACAUUUACUUGAUACCAUAUUUCGUGAAAAUCGAACCGAUAAGAAUUUUCAUAGGGGCCUUUCGAGCAAACACCUUUGGAAAACCUGAUCUUGAAAUUGCUCAGUUUUUUACUUGAGAACCAACAUGUACAUAUUUAAACCUUUUUCAAACUCAAUUUUCCAAAACUCGAAUUAGGCCUGUCCGCACUCUUUUUUCCGCUUCGGUGAUGGAGAAGAGGCCGGAAAACUCAAAAUUUUUGAAGUCGUGACAAAAAAAGCCGCGACUUGAGAUACUGUUUGGACAUACACACAAAGCUUUCAUUCUGUUGAGGUAUGAAUCGAGCUCAUUUAUCCACUAGCGUUACUUUUUUCAAUUCUGAUUACCGAAAAACUGUUUUCGAAUAGUUUCAAACCUAGCGAUUGCAGAAGCAAGAUGCAGAACGUUUUCGUCCUGGUCCUCGUCGUCCUCUGCGCCACCGUUGCUUUCGCCCAAUACGUAAGCCAAUUCAGAGUUCUUCUCUAUCUCAUUCUCUUAUUUUCAGCAGCAACAGCCAAACUACAAGUAAUCCGACCAGAAGCCGUAGGAUAAGACUAAUCGUUUGGUAUUUUUCAGUGCUGGCUACCAGACGACCCGAGGCUACAACACCAACCAGCAGUAUCCCUACAACAGCAACAACAACCCCAACCAGCAGUACGGCCAGCAGUACGGCACGACGACGCCCAACUACAACUCGCAGUACGGCGGAUACUCGACGACCAGCUCGCGGCAGUUUGACCAGCAGUUCUUCAACUCCGUCUCCAAGGCUUCCGCUCUGCUUGCUGUUGUCGGCGCCGCUCUCGCCGCUUUCUAA